Messenger RNA from Trichoderma citrinoviride, 624 nucleotides. RefSeq lists its product as hypothetical. Bases 1 to 624 code for a protein of 207 amino acids. NCBI's taxonomy places the organism in Eukaryota, Fungi, Ascomycota, Sordariomycetes, Hypocreales, Hypocreaceae. The transcript has a single exon. The record is from RefSeq and is a predicted model, not a curated record.
AUGACCACCGGCUUCUACCAUCUGCUCCGUCGCGCUGCAGCCGAUCCUGCGAGCCUUGUCCGCACUUGUCCUGAUGGAAUGCCGCGAAUAGUGCGAAAGAUCCUCGGCAAGCGAGAUCUUUCUGAGAAAGACUUGCUUGCCCUCCCCAUCGUGCCGUCACCGUGUAACCGUCGUCUGGUGUACGUGGAUGUCGCAACUCGCCUCCGUCAAGAGCAAGUCCGAGAAGUAACAAGGAACUUCCGGGGUCGGCCUAAGCCGUACAAGGCUGCCACGCCAUCUGACUUAGAGGAUGCACUUGGGAUCAAGUUAUUUGUCGGGUUGAGUCUGAAUAGACUCGGUGGGCAUACACGAAUCCGACAGCAUGAAGGCAUCGCCAACGGUCAUCUGAAGAAGGUGAUCAAUAUGCACUAUGAUGAGGUGUUGAAGCCGGAUGUCAUCUGCAACUUUCGGAUGAUCAGCGUGUAUCAAAACCCUUAUGCCGAUCAUAGUUAUGACGGCCAAGACCCGUCGCGAUGGGUAGCCCCAUUCGUUGAGGGGUUGAUCAUGGUGUAUCUGGGGCUCUAUACGGAGAAAAAUAGAAGCUCGUCAAAGCCUCACUUUUCCCCCCAGUGUUCCUAUCCGUAA